Messenger RNA from Catharus ustulatus (Swainson's thrush), 6081 nucleotides. RefSeq names its product unc-5 netrin receptor B (gene UNC5B). Gene Ontology annotation, cellular component: membrane. Lineage: Eukaryota; Metazoa; Chordata; Aves; Passeriformes; Turdidae. Bases 60 to 2897 code for a protein of 945 amino acids. Gene Ontology annotation, molecular function: protein binding; netrin receptor activity. Gene Ontology annotation, biological process: netrin-activated signaling pathway; anterior/posterior axon guidance. The transcript is spliced from 17 exons. The record is from RefSeq and is a predicted model, not a curated record.
GGCGAGGCGGGCGGGCAGCGCUCCGCUCCCGGUCCCGCUCCGAUCCCGCUGCCGCCGCCAUGCCGCCGCCCUCCCUCCUCGUCCUCCUCCUCUUCCUCCCCGCGCUGCUGCUCCGCCGGGCGCUGGCCGCCGCAGGGCUGGAGAACAGCGAUGUGCUGCCCGACUCCUUCCCGUCGGCGCCGGCCGAGACGCUGCCACACUUCCUGCUGGAGCCGCAGGACGCCUACAUCGUCAAGAACAAGCCCGUGGAGCUCGUGUGCCGCGCCAACCCCGCCACGCAGAUCUACUUCAAGUGCAACGGGGAGUGGGUCAACCAGAACGACCAUGUCACCAAGGAGAGCCUGGACGAGGUCACUGGGCUGCUGGUGCGGGAGGUGCAGAUCGAGGUGUCCCGGCAGCAGGUGGAGGAGCUCUUUGGCCUGGAGGAUUACUGGUGCCAGUGCGUGGCCUGGAGCUCGGCGGGCACCACCAAGAGCCGCCGCGCCUACGUCCGCAUCGCCUACCUAAGGAAGAAUUUCGAUCAGGAGCCUCUAGGCAAGGAGGUCCCUCUGGAGCAGGAAGUGCUGCUGCAGUGCCGCCCACCUGAGGGGGUCCCACAGGCUGAGGUGGAGUGGCUGAGGAACGAGGACGUCAUCGACCCCAGCCAGGACACCAACUUCCUGAUCACCAUCGAUCACAACCUCAUCAUCAAGCAGGCCCGGCUGCUGGACACUGCCAAUUACACCUGCAUGGCCAAGAACAUCGUGGCCAAGCGCCGGAGCACCACGGCUGCCGUCAUCGUCUAUGUGAAUGGUGGCUGGUCCACCUGGUCCGAGUGGUCUCCGUGCAAUAACCGCUGUGGCCGGGGCUGGCAGAAGCGCACCCGGACCUGCACCAACCCCGCGCCCCUCAACGGCGGCUCCUUCUGUGACGGGCAGCCCUUCCAGAAAAUCACCUGCACCACCCUCUGCCCAGUGGACGGCGCGUGGACGGAGUGGAGCAAGUGGUCAGCGUGCAGCACCGAGUGCACCCACUGGCGCAGCCGCGAGUGCGCGGCCCCCGCACCCCGCAACGGCGGCAAGGACUGCAGCGGCGUGCUGCUGGACUCCAAAAACUGCACUGACGGCCUCUGCCUGCACAAUAAAAGAAUUCUAAACGAGCCCAAAAGCCACCUGCUGGAGGCCACCGGCGACGUGGCCCUGUACGCCGGGCUGGUGGUGGCCAUCUUCGUCUUCAUCGUCAUCCUCAUGGCCGUGGGGGUGGUGGUGUACCGGAGGAGGCGCCGCGAUUUCGACACCGACAUCACGGACUCCUCGGCCGCUCUGACCGGAGGCUUCCACCCCGUCAACUUCAAGACGUCCCGCCAUGACAACCCUCAGCUGCUGCACCCGUCCAUGCAGCCAGACCUGACGGCCAGCGCGGGCGUGUACCGCGGCCCCAUGUACGCCCUGCAGGACUCCUCUGACAAGAUCCCCAUGACCAACUCCCCGCUGCUGGACCCCCUGCCCAGCCUCAAGAUCAAGGUGUACAACUCCUCCACCGCCUCCUCCUCCUCGCCGGGGCUGCACGACGGCACCGACCUGCUGGGGGGGGUCCCCGCCGCCGGCACCUACCCGGGGGACAGCGCCAGGGACGGGCACUUUGCCAGCGUCAGGAGCAAAGGGCCGGGCUCCCAGCACCUCCUCAGCCUGCCCCGGGAGCAUGGCUACAGUGCCAGCGGCACGUUUGGCUACCUGGGGGGAAGGCUCACCGUGCCAGGCACAGGGGUCAGCCUGCUGGUGCCCCACGGGGCCAUCCCCCAGGGCAAGUUCUACGAGAUGUACCUGGUGCUCAACAAGGCUGAGACCUCCCUGCUGCCCUCGGAGGGCACGCAGACCGUGCUGAGCCCGGCGGUGACCUGCGGGCCCACGGGGCUGCUCCUGUGCCGCCCCGUCGUGCUGACCAUUCCCCACUGCGCUGACGUCGGCUCCUCGGACUGGAUCUACCAGCUGAAAACGCAGUCCCACCAGGGAAACUGGGAGGAAGUCGUGACCCUGGAUGAGGAGACCCUCAACACUCCCUGCUACUGCCAGCUGGAAGCCAAGUCCUGCCACGUCCUGCUGGACCAGCUUGGCACCUAUGUCUUUGUGGGGGAGUCCUACUCCAGGUCAGCCAUCAAGAGGCUCCAGCUGGCCAUCUUUGCCCCCACUGUCUGCACCUCCCUGGAGUACAGCCUCAAGGUCUACUGCUUGGAGGACACACCAGAUGCUCUGAAGGAGGUGCUGGAGCUGGAAAGGACACUGGGAGGGUACCUGCUGGAGGAGCCCAAGCCCCUGCCCUUCAAGGACAGCUACCACAACCUGCGCCUCUCCAUCCACGACAUCCCCCACGCGCUCUGGAGGAGCAAACUGCUGGCCAAGUACCAGGAAAUCCCCUUCUACCACAUCUGGAGCGGCAGCCAGCGAGCGCUGCACUGCACCUUCACGCUGGAGAGGUACAGCCAGGCCUCCACCGAGCUCACCUGCAAGAUCUGCGUCCGGCAGGUGGAAGGGGAAGGGCAGAUCUUCCAGCUCCACGUCACGCUGGGAGAGCACGGCAGCUCCUCCGACACCCUCCGCUCCCACCACAGCGGUGCCACCACCACCACCCAGGUGGGACCCUACGCCUUCAAAAUCCCCCUCUCCAUCCGGCAGAAGAUCUGCAACAGCCUGGAUGCUCCCAACUCCAGGGGCAACGACUGGAGACUUCUCGCCCAGAAGCUGUCCAUGGACCGGUAUCUGAACUACUUUGCCACCAAAGCCAGCCCCACCGGCGUGCUCCUGGACUUGUGGGAAGCCGAGCACCAGGACGACGGCGACCUCAACACCCUGGCCAGUGCCUUAGAGGAGAUGGGCAAGAGCGAGAUGCUGGUGGUCAUGGCCACGGAGGGGGACUGCUGAUGGUGCUCCCCACGGCUGGGGGGCCAGGAGGAUGAAGCAGGGGGUGAGGAAGGGUCCUCCCCCGAUGGCAGGGGAGGCACAUCCGUCCUGAGCGGGGAGGGGCCGAGGGCGGCGCCGGUCCCGCAUCACUGUCAGCCUUAGAGACCCAUCCUCAGCGUUUACAAGCAAUCCAAGUGUUACACAGCGUUCCUCCUCCUCAGGGCACGGGGAGGAAUUAGGGCUUUCUCCAGUCGGGAUGGGGGCUUUCCUUUUCCUUCUUCUUUUUGGGUUCCCUUCCUCCUCCUUUAAUAGCGUUGAAGAGACGAAUGCGAUCCAGGCUUAACUUCUGUCAAAGGCUUCAGGCAGCGUAAUGAGGCAAAUAGGAAAGAAAAAAAAGGAAAAAAAAAAGUUUCUUAGGAAACGCAAAUAAUUUAUUAUCCAGAUCUUUGGAUGUGUCCUUUUUAAAAAAGAAAAAAAAAAAGAAAAAAAAAGACAGAUUUAUAAAUCCCUUUUUUUUUCGGUGUGUGAAAGCAGGAGCGUCGCUGUGGUCAGGGUGGCAGAGAGAGAGAUUUCAAUGGACACACUUUUGUAGGGAAAAGCGUGUGAUCCAAGUUGAGCAAAACGUGUUUACAUGUGCUGGGACCCCCAGGGAGUCCAGAGGGUGAAGUGCCUCUCCACCCCUCUGCUUCAGGGCCAGCUCAGACCCUUCCCAAGGCUUCUGUCCCUGCAAACUCCCUUUUCCCUGGCAGCAGGAAUGACUGGUCCCACUCCACCUGCAAGGAGGGAUGAGGCAUGCUGCCCUUUGUGUAGGGUUCAGGGUGGGGAGAGUGCAUCCAGAGAUGGGUGUUUUUAAUGAAUUCUUCCCUGGCAUGGUUUGGGGGAGCUUUUUAGGAUGACUACGCCUUCAUUUCCAUAACUUCAGCACAAACCAAAGAUUUCAGUCCUGCGCCAACCUCCGGACUCGAGGCUAAAGGGGAGGGGAGGAUGAUGUAAACCCAGCAGGAUUUUGCAGUGAGCACCCCAAACCUGGCCUUGGGGGUCAGAGGGAGGUGAUGAGCGGGUGUGGAGAGGUCAGGGGAGGGCAGAGGCUGGCACCAAACCACCUCCACAUCAGGUCUGUGCACUCCUGCCUGGAUUUUGAUGCAGUAUUUCAGCACGGAUUCAGGGAGGGAUACUCUGGUAUUCCCAAGCUGGAAACCAGGCUGAGCAUUUUCACAGGAAAUCCCUCACUGCAGCUCCUGUUUUUCCCUGGAACAGGCUUUUUACAGCGAUGGAGAAGCUGUGGGGUGAAGGGAAAGUAACCAAGUGGUAGGCAGGAACGAGGUUCCUCACACAGAUACGGUGUCUUGAUGAAGGUAAAAAAUUUAGGUUGCCUGCAGGUAGAAAUAGUUACUCACUGAGUGCUGUAUCUUAGAAAUUUGUUUCAAAAAAAUAAAAAUAAAAUAGGGAGGGGGUGGUAAGCUCAGGAUUAGACUAGGUCACACGGCCAGGCUGUGGAUUCUCCAUCAGUGCAAGUAUUAGGAGCAUGUCCUGCUCUGGGAUAAGUGUCAUGGAAUCCCACAAAGUGCUGGAGCACACUCAGGGAGCCUGGGGAGCACCAGCUGCACAGGGCAGCUCGGGAGGAGCUUUCAGUAUUGCUGGGAUGUGGUAGGAUUCCUCUGGGCAGCUCCUGAGGCACUGAUGGAAAGCACUGAGCUGCUCCCCACUGUGUCUCAGGGUCCCUGGGGUUCACUUCUUGCUGGGUUUUCAAGGCUGUGGGAGAGAAGGGAUCUUUUCCCCUUGUGCUGGAUGGGAAAAGUGCUGCUGGGUGAGCUCCUGUGUCACAUGGGAAGGGGCUUAUCUAUCCUCUGGGUCGCAUUUGACCAUUUCUGAGACCCUCUGAGAUAAGGGAGAGUAAGCAGAUUUGGAGAGCAAUAAAGGCUCAAUGAGCAGUGCAGAUGGAUCAGUCUUUCUCAGCUGCAGGGUGUGCUCUGAGGGAUGAGAUGCUCUUUCAGGUCACACCUCGGAAUCUCUCUCACUCCCCAUUCUCUGGCUUAUGGCUCUGUCUGUCCAUCCAUCCAUCCAUCCUGCCUGUGGCUGCCUCUCUCCAUCCCCAUCCCUCUGUGUCCAUCCUCCCCUUCCUUUGGGCAGGCAGCUGGCUUGGCUGAAGUGCAUGUUUGGGGAGAUUCUCCUCAUUUUUCUAACCAGGGAACCUGCAGCAGGAGCAGGGCAGGGGGGAUGCAGGGUUUGCCUCCAGCUCCCAGGAGCCCUCCACACCUCCCUCCACACCCAGGGGUUUCUCCAGCCAGGCAUUUUGGCAAAGGCAGCCCCGUGGUCCAUGUCGUGCUGGCAGUGUCCAUCUCUUGCUCCAAAAUGUGUUUCCAUAUUUAUAUGUCCAGGGGAUGGCAUCCUCUAAACCCUCAUCUGUUUAUUCUGUAAACUAAAGAACUGUAAAUAAAGUUUAGCAUUCCUAUUGUAACAAAUUAAUUUUUAUGCAAUAAAUUAUAUUUCCUAGUCUAAUAAUAAAAAAAAACAAAACAAAACAAAAAAAAAAGGAAAGAAAAGCUUGCUCCUCUCCUGUUCAUCAUUCACCGAUUCCUGCUGCUUUUGGCAUUUGCAGGAGAUUGAUUGAUGAUUUUGAUGGUUUGUUUUGGGAUCCUAUGGGUGCUUCCAAGGUGGGAAACAAGGGCUACAGCUGUGGUUUGUGGGCUAAGCCAGCAUCUCAAGCAGCUCAUUCCCUUCCCCAAGGGAUAUCCUACAGAAUGCAAUGCCCCUUGCAGCAGAGACCAGGACUAGGAGGAUAAUUUAUUUUUUCCCCUGCUUCAGUCCCAGCAAGGUCACAAAGCCAGGAGGGUUUUCAGGGAGAUUCCAGGAGCCCACUGUCCCUGCCUGGGUCACUCAGCUCACCAGGAGGUGGCAACAUUGUCCAGGCUCUGGGCAGGAGAGGGAAUCCUGCAGCCACUGAGGAAAAAUCGGGAGGAGAUUGCUGCCCUGGGGCUUUCUCAGCUUUUCAGCUGAGGCAGAUGCCUUCUGAGAAGGGAUAACCUUUCCAGAGUGCUGGAAUGGUUUGGUUUGGUUUGGUUUGGCUUGCUUUGGUUUGGUUUGGUUUGGUUUGGAAGGGAUGUUACAGACACUCUUGUUCCACCCCCCUGGCCUGGACAGGGACACUUCCAUCAAAUCAGGUUGUUCCAGCCUGGCCUUGGACACUUCCAGGGAUGGGCCAGCC